AUGGCCGUCGGACACGACCUGGAACGGUACCUUCUUCGAAACGGAGAUGUUUCACAUCCCCCGUUCCCAGGUAUCGGCGGCGAUUGGGAAAACAAUCCAGCUCGGCCACGCCAACCACGUCUGCGGGUACUAGCAUACCGUGAUCUCCGCAGCAACGGCCACGGCUCUGACCCGGAGCAAUCGCCGAGUCCUCUGUCCCAGAGCUCACGCCAGGGAUACCAACAAUCCUAUCCCCGGCCCGACGGUGGUUGGCGGCUCGACAACCUCCCCAGACAUCUGACAGAGCGGACCUCCCAGCACGUUCCGUACUACCCGCUGAUGCAGCUGCGUCUGGCGAACAAAAUGCUGAGGGCACUCGUCCACCCGCACGCCUCGCCCGAAGACGAGGGGAUAGCCUACGUCCUGCGCGCCGAGCGCGACUUCACACAGCACAUCAACCAAUCUCCCUUCAACAUGGGCUGCUACAUAUGCUACCGCGUCCUGCCGGCCAGGUGCUUCGACAAGCAACAGGCCUUGCACGCUCUACGAGACGAGCCGCUUGGCAAGCAGACCAUCGUCAAGCUGCGCCGGUUCUGCAUCCAGUGCGGUCUCCGUACGGGGCUCCAUGGUACGGGCGACCGGUUACGUCGGUGGGAGGGCGGCAAUAGCUGGAUUUGCAACUGCGAGCGCUUGUGGAGCGAUAUGGUGGCGAAUUGUGUGGUUUGCCGGUUAAAUUGCCCUUUUAGAGACGAGAGAUAG
Anthostomella pinea is the source of this 738-nucleotide messenger RNA. The record is from the annotation of a GenBank genome assembly. NCBI's taxonomy places the organism in Eukaryota, Fungi, Ascomycota, Sordariomycetes, Xylariales, Xylariaceae.